Messenger RNA from Protopolystoma xenopodis, 453 nucleotides. The record is from the annotation of a GenBank genome assembly. Lineage: Eukaryota; Metazoa; Platyhelminthes; Monogenea; Polystomatidea; Polystomatidae.
AACAGUGCUAGGCGCAUUCGUCCGCUGGGAAGAUUGAAUGGCUUGGGAAGGCCGGCAACUCCAAGUCGAAAUUCACCCGCCACCGGCCAAAAUGACUCGGCCGUCUCGAUUAAAUCAGUUUAUACCUACCGACUGAGUUGUGUGGAUGACCAGCAGUCAGUCGAGAAGGCCAAAUGCAUAAUAGAUUUCCAUGGCAUCGAGGUCACCGAGGUCAUUAGGGCAAGGUAUGUAGAGGUGGAGGCUGAAAAGGCGGUACAGCUGGUGCCGAAUCAGAGGAAUCGAAACGAAGCCAUGGCGAAUCCGGCCUUGCAGGCUGUUAGCAAAAAGCAUACCAAAGUGGCCCUCGUCCAUGCAGAUAAACUGGCGCCCACAACGACUCGCCCACCCACCCGCCGAAAAAUUGAAGCAGCGAAGCAGUACCAGUACCAGCAGCACACUAGCCCAAUGGCCUAA